AGAUGGCCCCAUACAAUAUGGCAACAUUAUGUAUGACAGAAGAGUGGUGCGAGGAAACACAUAUGCCCAGCACACCCUUCCAGUGUCCGCUCAACCAGAUCCUCUUGAGAUCCAGCGACAGCAAGAGAGCAGACGCCGAGCCAUUGCCAGAAAAAGGGCUAGAGAUCAGUUCCGCCCCAAAUCCCCAGAGCCUGUUCAAGGACGCAAGCACAUUGAUGUGCAGACGGAGCUGUACCUUGAAGAGUUGAGUGACCGGGUGGAGGAAGCAGACCAGGAGUGCCAGACCGAUGCCUUUCUGGAUCGUCCUCCGUCCCCAUUAUUCAUUCCAGCCAAAACUGGAGUGGAUGUGGCUUCACAGAUCUAUGAAGGGGAUUUGUUUGACUUUGACAUUGAGGUCAAACCAAUACUGGAGGUUCUGGUGGGCAAGACUGUCGAGCAGGCCCUGCUAGAGGUCAUGGAAGAGGAGGAGCUGGCCAACCUGCGGCAGCAACAACGGACUUACGAAGAGCUGCGAAAUGCUGAACUUGUGGAGCAACAGCGGUUGGAAGAACAGGAAAGAAGACAUCGAGAAGAAAAAGAGAGAAGGAUGAAACAGCAGCGAGAAAUUUUAAGAAAAGAGAAAGAAACAGCAGAGAAGAUUGCUGCUCGUGCCUUUGCGCAAAGCUACCUGUCAGAUCUUGUGCCAUCUGUGUUUGGAACUCUGGCCGACAACGGCUAUUUCUAUGAUCCAGUUGAAAGAGAUGUGGAGCAGGGAUUCAUUCCUUGGCUGAUGGAGCAAGUCAGCACAGAACUGAACAGGUCUGAACUGGGCCGCCUGGUGCUUGAUGGAAUAAUCCGUGAUGUGGUGGUCCGUCGAAUUAACCUUUUUAACACCAUCAACCAGGCAGAAGCUGAAUUUGAAGGGGAACCUGAGGCAAUGAAGUCGAUGGCGGAACAUUUAGAAAUGGGGGUAA
Molecule: messenger RNA, 953 nt
Organism: Candidula unifasciata
Lineage: Eukaryota; Metazoa; Mollusca; Gastropoda; Stylommatophora; Geomitridae
Source: the annotation of a GenBank genome assembly